Messenger RNA from Scheffersomyces coipomensis, 420 nucleotides. It is a transcript of the gene RPR2, whose product is annotated as ribonuclease P protein subunit. NCBI's taxonomy places the organism in Eukaryota, Fungi, Ascomycota, Pichiomycetes, Serinales, Debaryomycetaceae. The transcript has a single exon. Bases 1 to 420 code for a protein of 139 amino acids. Gene Ontology annotation, biological process: tRNA processing. Gene Ontology annotation, cellular component: nucleolar ribonuclease P complex. The record is from RefSeq and is a predicted model, not a curated record.
AUGGCUGGUAGUAAGAAUAAAGAAAGUAAGCUGAAAGUGCCGAAGGUAGUACCUCAAAAAGAUCAUUAUUCCAGAAUUUCAUAUCUUUUGAAUGCCUCAAAUUUGUUCAGUGCAGACUCCAAAUAUGAUAUUCUUGCAAGAGGCUAUUCAAGAAAUUUAGAUUUAGUAUCAAAGAAGACUGUCAUAAAGCUAGCUCCAGCUUUAAAGAGAUCAUUGUGUAAGAAAUGCAAUACAUUGUUGAUACCAGGUUUAACAAUGUCCAUGUCCAUAGAGAACACUUCCAAAAAGCAGUCUCCACAUAAUGAUAUACUUAUACACAAAUGUAUAAGUUGCAAUACAGUCAAACGAUUCCCCGUAGGAUCUAAUAGAGAAUAUGUUGUAUUCAGCGAAAGGGAAGAUGUUAAGAUAACGUCUGAAUGA